Cajanus cajan (pigeon pea) is the source of this 541-nucleotide messenger RNA. NCBI's taxonomy places the organism in Eukaryota, Viridiplantae, Streptophyta, Magnoliopsida, Fabales, Fabaceae. The record is from RefSeq and is a predicted model, not a curated record.
AGGCUUGAUCACUAUAAAUAAAUGGUCUUGCAAAUGGCAUGACAAACCUAUUGAGACACACAUCCUUCUUUCCCUGUCAACAGCAAAAAUGAAGCUUCUCUUUGGCAGCCUACUAUUUUGCUCUCUUCUGCUAAGCUCCUCUUUCUUGGAAGAAGCCAUGGCCUAUGAAGAUUCAUCGUAUUGCAGCAGCAAGUGUUCGGACAGAUGCUCAGCGGCAGGUGUCAAGGAUAGGUGCUUGAAGUACUGUGGAAUAUGCUGUGCAGAGUGCAAAUGUGUUCCUUCUGGCACUUAUGGGAACAAGCAUGAAUGCCCUUGCUACAGGGACAAGCUCAACAAGAAGGGCAAGCCCAAAUGCCCUUGAAGAAGACCUUGUCUUGUUGUGUUUCUGUGUUUACAAAUUACGUCAUUACUUAAUACUGUACUAUCCGUGUCACCGCUUCCUAAGCUUGUGUUGGAUUCUUGUUACUCUCGAUGUCUGAUGGAUGUUAGAUCUGAACGAGAAUAAAUUACACAUCCUAUUUCUGGAUAAUGGAUAAAUAAA